Messenger RNA from Teleopsis dalmanni, 7017 nucleotides. Its product is annotated as inositol hexakisphosphate and diphosphoinositol-pentakisphosphate kinase. Lineage: Eukaryota; Metazoa; Arthropoda; Insecta; Diptera; Diopsidae. The transcript has 19 exons. The record is from RefSeq and is a predicted model, not a curated record. Gene Ontology annotation, molecular function: 5-diphosphoinositol pentakisphosphate 1-kinase activity; diphosphoinositol pentakisphosphate kinase activity; inositol hexakisphosphate kinase activity. Gene Ontology annotation, biological process: inositol phosphate biosynthetic process; inositol metabolic process. The coding region runs from base 496 to 6975 and encodes 2159 amino acids. Gene Ontology annotation, cellular component: cytosol.
CGAAGUAUGGAGACGAACACAGUUGUUUUUCGGUUGUUACGUUCGGCGGUUGUGGUCCGCGGGUUCUACAGAAGUUGCUCAAUUUUUCUUUUUAUAUAAAAAAUGUGCUAAAAAAUGAAAAAUAAUGUGCAUUUUUAACAGAAUCCUAAACAUAAAUAAGUGUCUUACAAAUAAUAACAUUUAAAUUUGGUCAAAUAAUGUUAUAUAAGAUUCUAUUAGUAAAACUAUAUGUAUGAAUAAAAAAUCGAUGAGUGCGUAGAAAGUGCUGAAAAAAUGUGGACAUGAAAAAAAUUCGGCAAUAAAAAUGCAAAUAAAAAAUUAUAUGCUUUAUUAAUAACAUUAACGGUUUUUUGUUUUAAUUGUUGUUAUAUUAUUUGUUUUGUUGUAGUAAAUGCUAAUACUAAACAACAAAAAAAUUUGCUUCACAAAAUUUGUAGUGAAGAUUAUUAACCUUUAACGUUUAACGUACACAACUCUCAUACACCCACACACACAAUGUCAUAUACAGAGCUCGAAUCAGGUUAUAAGGACUUACGUCAAUCCGCCCAGGCACAGGCACAAGCACAAUCGCAGCAAGUCAUCAUGAGUGAACGCACAAAUCAGCGGCCAGGAUUCUAUUUAGGCUGUGAUGGAAAUGGUGACACUGAUUUAUGUGAAAGUACUGAUGGCAUGGAUUCGGAUUGUAGUACAUCUUCCAAUUCAGGAAAACAAGUUGUGGUCGGUAUAUGUGCCAUGGCAAAAAAGACUCAAUCAAAGCCCAUGAAGGAGAUUCUAACGCGUUUGCAGGAAUUCGAAUUUAUCAAAAUGCUUAUUUUUGAAGAGGAUGUUAUAUUGAAGGAACCUGUUGAAAAUUGGCCAAUAUGCGAUUGUCUUGUUUCAUUCCAUUCGAAAGGAUUUCCGUUGGAAAAAGCCAUACAAUAUGCGCAACUAAGAAAACCUUUUGUACUUAACAAUUUACAUAUGCAAUAUGAUAUACAAGAUCGUCGCAGAGUUUACGCCAUUUUGCAAAAGGAGGGCAUUGAAAUACCGCGGUAUGCAGUACUUGAUCGAGACUCACCAGAUCCAAAACAACAUGAGUUGAUCGAAUCUGAAGAUCAUGUGGAAGUCAAUGGUAUUAUUUUCAACAAACCUUUUGUGGAAAAACCAGUUUCAGCUGAAGAUCACAACAUAUACAUCUACUAUCCAACGUCUGCUGGUGGUGGCAGUCAACGUUUGUUCAGAAAGAUUGGUAGCAGAAGUAGUGUUUAUUCACCUGAAUCUCGUGUUCGUAAAACUGGUUCCUUUAUAUAUGAAGAUUUCAUGCCUACUGAUGUGUACUUUUCAGGUACGGACGUUAAGGUGUACACAGUAGGUCCAGAUUACGCGCAUGCAGAGGCUCGCAAAAGUCCAGCUCUUGACGGUAAAGUGGAACGCGAUAGCGAAGGUAAAGAGAUACGUUAUCCUGUGAUUCUAAACCACGCUGAGAAGCUUAUUUCACGAAAGGUGUGCUUGGCCUUUAAACAAACCGUUUGCGGUUUUGAUUUGUUAAGAGCUAAUGGUAAAUCGUAUGUUUGCGAUGUAAAUGGAUUUAGUUUUGUAAAGAAUUCUAACAAAUAUUAUGACGAUUGUGCCAAGAUUUUGGGCAAUAUGAUCUUACGUGAAUUAACCCCCACACUACAUAUACCUUGGUCAGUACCAUUUCAAUUGGACGAUCCACCCAUUGUUCCUACUACUUUUGGCAAAAUGAUGGAAUUGCGUUGUGUUGUGGCAGUGAUUAGACACGGUGAUCGCACACCUAAACAGAAAAUGAAAGUAGAAGUGAGACAUCCAAAAUUCUUUGAAAUAUUUGAAAAAUAUGAUGGUUAUAAGCACGGACAUGUCAAGUUAAAACGACCUAAACAAUUACAAGAAAUAUUAGAUAUAGCACGCUUUUUAUUAGCUGAAAUACAAACCAAAGCUGCCGAUGUUGAAAUAGAAGAAAAACAAAAUAAGUUGGAGCAGUUGAAGAGUGUCUUGGAAAUGUAUGGUCACUUUUCUGGCAUUAAUAGAAAAGUACAAAUGAAGUACCAACCAAAAGGCCGUCCAAGAGGUUCUAGUUCCGAUGAUGGUAAUACUGUAAAGCAUUUAGAUGCACCGAAGGAGCCGUCGCUGGUAUUAAUUUUGAAAUGGGGUGGAGAGUUAACACCAGCAGGUCGUAUACAAGCUGAAGAGCUAGGUAGAAUAUUUCGUUGCAUGUAUCCUGGUGGUCAAGGUAGACAAGAUUACUCAGGCACUCAAGGUUUAGGUUUACUAAGAUUGCAUUCUACAUUUCGACAUGAUUUGAAAAUUUAUGCCUCCGAUGAGGGUCGAGUACAAAUGACCGCUGCAGCGUUUGCCAAGGGUUUACUUGCCUUGGAAGGUGAACUAACGCCUAUUUUAGUGCAAAUGGUAAAAAGUGCAAAUACAAAUGGUUUACUAGAUAAUGAUUGCGAUUCUAGUAAAUACCAAAAUAUGGCCAAAAAUCGUUUACAUGAAUUAAUGCAAAAUGAUCGUGAUUUCACACGUGAAGAUCGUGAAGCAAUUAAUCCAGGAAACAGUAUAUCAAUUAAUCAAGCUUUGGACUUUGUAAAAAAUCCAGUCGCCUGUUGCAAUUAUGUGCACAAAUUAAUAAAAGACUUGCUCGCUAUAAUAAGUGUUAAAAAGGAUGACACAAAAACGAAAGAUGCUAUACUUUACCAUGGCGAAACUUGGGAUUUAAUGGGUCGCCGUUGGGAAAAAAUUGAAAAAGAUUUUAGCACCAAAUCAAAAUUAUAUGAUAUAUCCAAAAUUCCAGAUAUAUACGAUUGUAUUAAAUACGAUUUACAACAUAAUCAACACACAUUGCAAUAUGAUCAAGCCGAAGAACUUUACAUUUAUGCAAAAUAUUUGGCAGACAUUGUAAUACCUCAGGAAUAUGGUCUGACCAUUAAUGAAAAACUAACUAUAGGACAAGGCAUAUGUACACCUUUACUUAAGAAAAUUAAAGCUGAUUUGCAAAGAAAUAUUGAAGAAGUUGAUGAUGAGUCUGUAAAUAGAUUAAAUCCACAUUAUAGUCAUGGUGUUGCAAGUCCAGGUAGACACGUACGUACACGUUUAUAUUUCACUAGUGAAAGCCAUGUACACUCAUUACUAACUGUAUUACGUUAUGGUGGAUUACUGAAUGUAUUGACUGAUGAACAAUGGCGACGUGCUAUGGAUUAUAUAUCUAUGGUUUCUGAACUUAAUUAUAUGUCACAAAUUGUCAUAAUGUUGUAUGAAGAUCCGACUAAAGAUCCAACAUCAGAAGAGCGUUUUCAUGUUGAGUUGCAUUUUAGUCCUGGUGUUAACUGUUGUGUUCAGAAAAACUUACCACCCGGUCCUGGUUUUCGACCACACUCUCGCAACGAUUCCGCAAAUCAAAGAAUUUCGGGUUCUGAAGAUACUCUUAUCAAUCCACCACGAAUUGAUGAGGAAAACGAUACAGAUGAAAGUCCAGUUAAGACUCAUGUAGAUUUUUCUCCGGAAGAGAAGAGCGUUCUGUGUGCACUACCUAAUACUGAACUGUCUUCCAAACGUCUUAAAUCGGCGCCAAUACCAAUCGGUUCACACCAUACAGUUUGUGGUCACGAGGCCAGUGAUCUUGCCAAACGUUUGAAUGAAGAACUCGCUUCUCAGCAACAAGCCAAACAGUCCGGUUCAUUGGAAGCAGAACAUACUAGUGACGCCGAUAUGCGUUCGCGUAGUUUCGAUCAACGUCAACAAAAAACCAAAGUUCUAGAACAAAGCACAGUUUGUCCGCUUAAAGCAAUAAACUAUAAAGAAUUCAAAGAAAUACCCAUAAUGCGUGCUUCUAAUCUUAAUCAUGCUUCGCAAAUACGCGUCACAGACAAUCUUACUUUGUACAAAAUAGAUUCGUCAACCAAUGAGUUACCUUUAUCUGAUAUUGAUUUUUCGCAAAAUCCAUCCACACCUGAUGUACCCUCAAAUGCAGAGAGCAAGCGCCUUAAACUUUUAGCUAUGCAACGCAUGGAAAGCAGUGACGAGCCUGAUUACGUUAAACGUAUUCAGCAUCUCCCGAAAAUUUCACCACUUGCCACUAAUGAGCGUCCAUUAUCUUGCAAUUGUCUUGGUGGUGGUGUUUUCGAAGAUCAUUCACCACACUCUCAUUCUAAGAGUUUAGCAGAAAUUUAUACAAGUAAUAAUAAUGAAUUAACAUUUGGAAUUGGAAAUUUCACUAUGACAUCCUUUGAAGAUUAUUUGCAAAUUUCUUGUUCAGCACCUGCUAUUGUUCUAAAUUCUGAAUUUCGGUUACGUGAAAAACCUUCAAAGAUUUCCUUACUCAAAAUUGGGGAAUCACAUGCUAAUUCUCCCACAGCUUCCACACUUAAAUUAUGUAAAGAUCUCGAGGACUCACAACUACAUAAGAAUAUUUUAAAAGAUAAUUUAAAUACCAAAUGUAACACUUUUUCGACCUUACAUACAGUGCAUUCGGCACCAAUCAUUGUAGAUAUGUCAAAUCCAUUUAAAUUUCCACCAAAUACUAAUUUGUUUGUAAAUCAAUUUGCUCCGAUUGCUGAAAUUUCUACGCAAGCUACUAAUGCUAAUAUAUUUACAACUAAUACCACCACCACAACCACAACCACAACCACAACCUCAUCCACUAAUGUUGACUUACCAACAACAUCGUCAAACAAAAAUCGUUUUUCUCCUUAUUAUCAUAAACCUCAUCAUCAUCAUGACCAUGCUCAUCAAUAUCAUCAACAUAAUCUCGAUCACGACAAUUCAUCGCAUAAUAAAUAUCAUGCUCAUCACUCACCUAAUGUUCCAAAUGUUAUUGUCACAUUAACUUCAUCAACUACCGAUUUGUCUAAUUUGCCUGAUUCUAACCUGAAAAAUUUUAAAAUCUCCACCCACACCCAUACCUAUACCCAUACCCAUACCCACACCCACGUCCACAACCAUACCAACAACCACAAUUUUGUCCAUACCACAAAAAUUAACAAACCCAAUUGUUCCUACACCCACAUCAACACACCGCCCAAUUCCAUUUCUGCUACUACCACCGUAGAUGGUAAUGCUGCCUCAUCGGUAACCUCUGCAUCGUCGUGUGCGUCGGUAUCGAGUCGACGUCAAAGACACAGUAUUGCCGGCCAGAUGUCAUAUAUGAAGAUGCUAGGAUUUGGUGGUUUUAGUAAAAAGAUGGCCACUAGCUCAAAUAGUCUAUUUAGUACGGCGGUUAUAAGUGGAAGUUCAUCAGCACCAAAUUUACGUGAUAUGAUACCAGGCACAGUUUCAUCAUCAGUUUUAGAAGGUUUUGGUGGUGUUCCACCCAUACGCCCACUUGAGACACUACACAAUGCUUUAUCACUUAAACAGCUUGAUAGUUAUCUACAAAAGAUGACAGCUAGUGCGCUCAAGACUCCAGCUUCUUCACCACCAAAAAAUCCAUCCACACCAGUUCCAACAGCAAGUAAUUCGUUAACGGAUGGAACAGAACUUAAAGAAACAACGCCAACAAAUCAAAGCUGUCCAUGCUGUACUCUACCAAGUAAUCAAGUUCUUGGUAAAUGCAAUUUUUGCGGUUAUCUCAUGCCGGAAAAUGUGAAUAGACCAAAAACAUCAAUAUCUGCAGCAGGUGCUACCGUUCCACCAGCUGUUGGCUCCAACACACAGAAUAUUUGGAGCAAACAGUCAAGCUUAGCAAGUAGCACUGAACCAUCUUCACCGGCAGUAUCCGAUAGUUACUCGCAUGGAACCCCAAGCGGAGAAAUGUCUAUCAGUUUGACUAGCACCGAAGGCUUUAAUAUAUUACCCGCGGCUGAAGAGUUGGCGAAAUUCUUUCCACAGUUAGACGACGACUUAAAUUCGGUUACCGUCUAUACACCUAUGAAUGCAGAUACAUUGGAUGUUGAUGCUGAUUCAGUGUUCCUAUCAAGUAGCAGCGGCAGAGGUGAUAAAAGUGCUUGCCUUACGCCAGUUAGCUUCGGCAUGGAUAUCAGUAUGAUAGCAAACAAAGGUUCCAUGACACUGUCAGUUGAUGGUUUCGACGAUGAAGAUGAGACCACAUUAUCAGCUGCCACUACGCCUUCAUUACCCACGGAUGACAUUAAAUUGGAAACUUGUUACUGCUGUCCCACACAUGCUGAGCAAGGACAGCCCCCAGAUUGUGAAUUUGAUAAUGAUAUAUUUAAAUUACCAGAACCAUUAAAAAUUCCAGAAACAAAAAUCAUUAGUUCCUCCCCAGAUAAAUAUGAUCCACCACCGACACUGACUUUGCAUGAUGACACUGAAAACAGUCUAAGUCAUAAUGCACAUAAAAUUUCCAUACGCAAAGCAAGUGAUCCCGUUUCACCGAGAAUACAAAAGCAAAUAAGUCUCUUUGAGAGCGGUGACUUUGAGCGUCAGAAAGAAAUCUCCACAUUACAUGCUUCUAUAAAUAUACCAGCUUCAACACAACAACUCAAACAAGAUGAACGUUUGCGUAAAUUUGAGAAUCUAACGCAAUCCACUUCAAAUUCCAAUUUUCCUUUUGAGAGUAACACCUUAAAGAGAGUCACUCAUAAUGCUGCCGACUUUGUCGAUGUUACACAUACACAAUCGUGCAUAAAUUUAAAGAGUUCUUUGGGUGCCUCACCGUCUUCGUCUGUGUCAGGUUCGCCGCAACAUAAAAGCAAAUAUAAAACAGUAGCUCAAUCCUGUUGCAUAGUGACUACAGAUGCAGCAUCCGAACACUCACAUCCAGGUGCGAUUGUUGUUAAGGAAAAAUUUAUAGAACCUCCAAAGCGCAUAGCGCGUGGUUUUCAUGAAAAAACACAAUCGAUGGAUGCAGAUUUUUUAUUUAAUGAAUUUCUUCUGGUGCCGGCACGUUCUGCAGUUCCACUUCCACAUUCGUCCAGUAGCGGUACGAGUAGUGCUAGCACAUCACCAUCAUCGCGACCAAAUUCCAGAUUUAUAGCUACUAAAGUAGUUGACGAUAUGGCCGUAUUGGGCAGUAAAUAAAUAGAUAAAUUGUCUUUAAGAUGACACAAAAUAUGAAAUAUC